CUCUAAGAAACAGUGAACUACAUGUAUGGAGAUCAACUUCAGAAUUCACAACACAAUGAUAGGGUAUACUCAAGUAUAGAGUUGAGCUACAACUAUUUGGAAAGUGAUGAACACAGGUCCUUGAUUUUGCUAUGCUCUCUUUUCUCUGAAGAUGAGAGCAUUCCAAUUGAAAGUUUGGUUAGAUAUGCAAGAGGGCUAAAACUGUUUAAAUAUACUGAGACUUUAUUGAAAACCAGAGAUCGGGCGUAUACAAUCUCUGAUAAUCUAAAAAGUUGUCAUUUGUUACUAUCAGGUUUUAGGGAGGAAGAGGUCAAAUUGCAUGAUGUUAUCAGAGAUUUUUGUUUAUCGAUUGCAUCUAAAGGUGAAUAUAGGUAUAUGGUGAAACAUGAUAUAAGGACAGAGUGGCCAGAGCAUGAUAACCAUGAUUCCUACGGUGCCAUCUCAUUAACAUUUCAAGGGAGGGUUUUGCUACCCAGUAGGUUACAGUAUGGGAACCUCGAGUUCUUACGGGUGCGACCUUAUUGGACUGGAAUUGGAAGGAAAAUUGACAUACCUGGAGGAUUUUUCGAUUAUAUGCAGGAACUUAAAGUUAUUGAUUUCUCUAAUGUUCAAAUUCGAUCACCGAACCGACAGCCGCCAGGUCUUCGAACCCUGUGCUUGAACUACUGUACUUUAGAGAUUGAAAUAUCAUCCUUUGGAAGUCUAAACAAGUUGGAAAUUCUCACCUUUUAUCAAUCUUCUCUCUCUAUUGAUUUUCUCCAUAAUGAAAUGGUAGAACUUGGCAACCUAAGGUUACUGGAUUUGAGGUUCACGGAAGGUCCCCGUCCACCUCCCCCUGGUUUUUUGUUCGGUGUGAAGAAACUGGAAGAGUUGUACUUGGGACGUUACUUCGGCAUAAGAUAUGAAGUAAAAGAGCACGUCAUCAAAGAGUUAAGUUCAUUGAAGGAUAUCAACACUCUUCAGAUUAAUACAGAUGAUACUCGAUUUCUGACGCAAUUAUUACAAGGGUGCUCUGAGAAGCUUGAGAAGCUGGAAAGAUUUCAAAUCUGCAAAAAUAAGGGUUAUCUUUUUGAUCAUUUUCGAAGGGAAUUGCAGCUCCACGAAAUUGACCCAAACAUGCUUUUGGAACCCGAAAUUAAGUCAUUAAUGAGAAGGUGUGACAAACUUUCUCUGGAAGUGAAAGGCUGGAACAAUCCUAUCAUUGAAUUAGUUGAAGAUGGUUUCAGUAACUUGAAGAGUCUGAGGCUAUUCUUUUUGGAUUCUGAGUAUCUUACUGAUGCUGUGGGCUCCAUUCCAAGUGGCAUCUUCCGCAAUUUGGAACUUAUGUAUUUGUUUGGUAUGGAUUAUCUGAAAGAGAUGCACAAUGGAAAUCUUCCAAGGAUGGAACAUGUGACAAGGGGUGUCUUGGAACCUGCAGUACUGUUCUGCAACCUCAAACAAAUUUUAGUAACUAAUUGUGCUAAAAUUAAAAGAAUGUUUCCUGAGUCAGUUGCAAAAUGCAUGGUUAAUCUCCAAACACUUUUUAUAUCGUCAUGUCCGUCGUUAGAAGAAGUUGUUUCAAUGGACAUGCAAGAAAAUGAAAUUAACGAACAGCCUUUGUUCCCAAAGCUGAAAAGAGUCGAGCUUCGUGAUUUGAGUAGCUUUGUAAGCUUCAGAUCUGAACCAAAUGCAGUUGGUCCUCGUCAACCAUUGCUCAACCAGUUGAACUGCCUGACUUGGAGACGCUGGAUAUUUUCAAAUUGGAUAUGAAAGAGCUACUAAGUGUGGGGGAAACGCCAUUCAGAUCUCCAAAUAGAUUGAGCAUGAGAGUGGAAUUUUGUGAUAAUCUAGUGAACAUUGCACAAUCCAAUUUGAUUAAACUAUUGCGAAAUCUUGAAACUCUAGAAGUACGUACUUGUCGGGCACUAAAUGUAAUAUUUGACUUUGAGGGUCUAAAUGUUAAUAAAGAUGCUGAAGAAGAAAUUAGUAUACUUGGUCAACUAAAAUCAUUCGACCUGGUGGGAGGAGAUUGCUUGGUGCACAUUAUGAGGAUGGUUCCUAAAGGAAUCAAUGUCUUCCAGAAUUUGAAAUGGCUUAAGGUGGCAUCUUGUAACAGGUUGAGGUACUUAUUCCCGGCUUCUAUGAUUAACUUGUUGGUGUCUUUAAAAACUCUAUACGUCGGUUAUUGUAGCGAAAUUGAAGAAAUCUUUGCGAGAGAAGAAGAAGAAGAAAGAACGUCUAGCGAAAUUGUGUUUCCCGAAUUAAGGAGAAUAGAACUAAUCGAUCUUCCAAGGUUCAAAAUAUUUUGCUCUCAUAACUAUGAACUUGUGUUCCCUUCACUUGAUCUAUUGAGAAUUCAAGCUUGCCCUGUGAUGACAAAAUUUUGUUCGGGACAGCUAAAUGUGCCAAAGCUGAAGGGAGUACAAAUAGGAAAAGACGAAGUCAUUGACAUUUCCAAUUUCCUAAGAUUGUGACGUAGGUUUCGUCUAGAAUCCACCUUCAAGUAGCUAGAAUAGAAGACAAAGUAAUCGUUGUCGGUUUGAAGGGUGGCCACGUCUCCAACGUCAGAUUUACGUGGGAAAGGGUUGAGAGGGAGAGAAUGAGGCUGCAGGGAAGGGUUGAGAAAGAGAGAUGGAGAGAGAG
Messenger RNA from Olea europaea var. sylvestris, 2622 nucleotides. Its product is annotated as probable disease resistance protein At4g27220. The transcript has 3 exons. Bases 22 to 1749 code for a protein of 575 amino acids. The record is from RefSeq and is a predicted model, not a curated record. NCBI's taxonomy places the organism in Eukaryota, Viridiplantae, Streptophyta, Magnoliopsida, Lamiales, Oleaceae.